Melanotaenia boesemani (Boeseman's rainbowfish) is the source of this 1306-nucleotide messenger RNA. Its product is annotated as zona pellucida sperm-binding protein 3-like. Bases 64 to 1263 code for a protein of 399 amino acids. The record is from RefSeq and is a predicted model, not a curated record. Gene Ontology annotation, biological process: binding of sperm to zona pellucida; positive regulation of acrosome reaction; egg coat formation. Lineage: Eukaryota; Metazoa; Chordata; Actinopteri; Atheriniformes; Melanotaeniidae. Gene Ontology annotation, molecular function: acrosin binding. The transcript is spliced from 8 exons. Gene Ontology annotation, cellular component: extracellular matrix.
AGGUGUUCUGCUCCUGGCCGAUCCUGACUGAUUAUUGAAGAAGUAACUGUAGCAAAGCAAACAAUGCCUCUUGCUUCUGUUUGUUUCAUGUUUCCUUUUUAUAUUUUGUCUCAUUUAGUUAGUGUGGAGGGCUACUCUUAUCAAACCAAACCGCUCUUUCUGUCCUAUUCUGAGCUGGCUGCGCUGGAAGCAAACGCUCAGUUAAAGGUUCCUGAUGGAAGUACCACUGCAGCAAAAACUGAAGAGGGCAAGACUUACAUGGUGAAAUGUCACGAAGACAGCAUCGAGGUUAAGAUCAGAGCUCAUUUGUUUGAUGCUGGCCUCUCUGAGGAGCCCACACGACUGAGGCUUGGAGCUGCCAGUGCUGCAGAAGGUCCCUGCACUGCCAAGCUGUCUGCAGAUGGAGAGUAUGUUAUCAGAGCUCCACUGGAUGAGUGUGGGAACAGAGUGAUGUUUACAGAAAAUGCUGUGGUGUAUAGAAACCUGCUUUUCUUCCUCUUUCCUCUAUUUUCACCCAGUGAUGCUUUUCAGAUGGGAGCUGUUGUUCCUGUGCUGUGUGAAUAUAAAAGAAAGUACACAGUGAGCAGUGGACCGCUAAGGCCAACCUGGACUCCCCAGGUCUCUGUACAGUCGGCUCAUCUCAACCUUGAUUUCCACCUCAGGCUCAUGACAAAUGACUGGAACACUGAGAGAAACUCACCUGUUUACUUCAUGGGUGAAAUGGUCAACAUCGAGGCCUCAGUUGAUCAUCAUCAUCCUCUACGCCUGUACAUAGGUGGCUGUGUCGCCACUCUGACCCCCGAUGUGAAUUCUGACCCCCAAUACCCUUUCAUAGACCACCAGGGAUGUUUCACAGACUCCCAGCUGAGUGGCUCCAGCUCACGUUUCCUGCCUCGCGUCCAGGACGAACUCCUCCAGAUUCAGCUGGAGUCUUUCCUCUUCCAUCAGGACCACAGACACACUAUCUACAUUACAUGUUACCUGGAAGCUGUGCCCAUUUCAAAGAAGGAUUCGGAGAAAAAGGCCUGCUCAUUCAUAAACGGGAGGUGGAGGUCAGUGGAUGAUGAUGAUUAUGUGUGUCAGAGCUGUGAUAACUCUGCAGAGAUGGUUCACAGCAGCAUUGCCGAGUUCAGCCAGAAGAGGGAGCAAAGGAAUAAAAGGGAGGCCGCACAAAAUGAGCUGCACAAGGAAGCUACUUUGGGCCCAAUCAUAUUUCUUCCAGAGCAAGCCCACAGCUGUGAGAAUCACCUAUAUCUGGAGUGACAAAGAUGAGUUUAAUAAAGACAAAAAAAGGCCGCUGAUGACU